UCGGAGGAUGGAGAUUAACAGGAUAAUAAUAGUAAAGACAAUGGGAGAGGAAGCGGUUCUCUCAUAUUUAGAGUCAACUUGGUGGUUGAUUGUUGUUAAGCUAUUGGUCACCAAGAAGAAUAAAGAAGAAAAAAGAAAGAGGAUGAAAAGAGAUGAUGAUUAGAGUGAUGAAAGAAGUUAAAAGAAGCCGACUUUUUCUUCAUCACAAGCGGCAUCGCAAGUUUGACCUCUUCAUCCUUUUUCUCUCUCAUUUUACUUUUUUUUUCUUCUUCUUUUUCUCACUUUCUUUUUCCCUCCCUCUUCAUCUCUCUGUCAUCUUCUUCCUACUCCUCCGCCUCUUCCUCCUCCCUCUUCCAUUUUUAUCUUCAUCUCUUUGUCUCCUUACAUUUAUUUCAGUGUCGGACUGUACACCUAAGUUCCUCUCGAGUCAACAUCGGACAUCAAUCAACACAAACACUUUUUUAGCAUCAAGUUUGUCGAAACGGGAAAUCGUGUUCUUUUUUUUUCCUUCCUCUUUCUCUGUGAAUAUUUCCCUUUCUACUGGACAAUGUUGAUCCUUUGGUCCACUUGUUUUAUAUUAAUGUGGCUUUUAGCUAAUUGUGAUGCUGCUUCCGUGAUACCAUUACAAUUUGAUGAUGAAGGACCUUUUUCGUCAAAUAAAAAUUCUGAAUCAGCUUAUGUUGCUUCACUUGCAAAUAUCGCUUAUCGUUCAAUUGUUUUACCGGCAACUUGUACAUCCCUAGGAAUUGAUUCAAGUGUUUGUGAAACUUUCUCAGCAACAUUGUCAACCAAAAUGAACAUUUAUUGGGCCAAAUCGGAAAAUAAAACUGAUCUUAGGGUAAUCAGUUCUAGUGAUAAAACUGCCAUUGGUCCAGAGAAUCGUAAUGUGCUCGCAAUUAGAUCAUCAUCACUAUCAUCUUCGUCAACUGUAUUCAUCUUUUUCUUUGGUGAACGUUUCGGACAAUUCCCAUGUUUAAGGGAUCAUGGGAGAGUCACUGAUCAUGGCCAAGGAAAAUGUUUGGUAUAUUGUGUUCAGAGGAGCAACUAUUUAAAUCCAAUUAAGACAAAAGUUUGCACCAGUGAUUCACUUCCCUCGACGCAUUUUGUUGGUUAUCCUCAUUCUAGUAGAAAUUUGAUCCGAUGUAUUGAUGGAAUUCUUGGCGCUGCUUCUUGUUGAAAUGAUGACGAAUGAACAAUUGUAUAUGGAAUCUUUAUAAAAUUUUAUUGACUUUGUGUCAACUCAUCAAAACCGCUUUUAUAAAUCAAAAAUUCAUCACCUUACGUAAACUGUAGAUAAACUAUAACCAUAAAGAUAGUGAAAACAAUCAUUAAACAAUAUAAAAUGA
Molecule: messenger RNA, 1346 nt
Organism: Panonychus citri (citrus red mite)
Lineage: Eukaryota; Metazoa; Arthropoda; Arachnida; Trombidiformes; Tetranychidae
Exons: 3
Coding region: 548-1177 (209 amino acids)
Source: RefSeq, a predicted model, not a curated record